Spirodela intermedia is the source of this 2722-nucleotide messenger RNA. NCBI's taxonomy places the organism in Eukaryota, Viridiplantae, Streptophyta, Magnoliopsida, Alismatales, Araceae. The record is from the annotation of a GenBank genome assembly.
AUGGCAGGCGACGGUGCCGGUGAGGGGUCUGCGUUGGCGGAGCCGCCCGACAGCGACGCCGUUGAGGUUGAUCCGACAGGACGCUACAUUCGCGUAAGGGCCAUACCGAUUGCCGGCGGGCUUGGCGUGAUCUUUCUCUUGCAAAUUGUACGGGUUUUUUCCUUUUUUUCUAACGUGUUUGCUUCAUUUUGGCAGUACAAGGAGAUUUUGGGCAAGGGGGCCUUCAAAACUGUGUACGUCGCGAACUCCCAUCUUCUCCUGUUCUCUGUUCCUUCUCCCAGUGAUUUCUUCUGCAAAAUCUGAAUUGGACCUUGCAUUCGCCUCUUUUAUUUUAUCCCUUGUCGACAGCUACAAGGCGUUUGACGAUGUGGAUGGAAUAGAAGUGGCAUGGAACCAGAUUAAAAUUGAUGAUCUCUUUCAGUCCCCGGGGGACGUGGAGAGAGUGUAUUCGGAGGUGCAUCUUUUGAAACAGCUUAAGCACGAGAACAUAAUAAAGUUCUGUAGUUCCUGGAUUGAUCAGCAUGACAGGACCGUCAACAUCAUCACUGAGUUGUUCACCUCAGGCAGCUUGCGACAGUAAUUCACUCCCUCUAUUUGGUUCGGUGAUUUCUUCUUUCUCAUUUAGUAUUCAUUUGGAAAGAGUUUAUUGUCUUGAUUAUCGGAAUGUAGGUACCGAAUGAAGCAUAAGAAAGUGGACAUGAAAGCUAUCAAACGAUGGGCAAGGCAGAUCCUGGCGGGUUUGAAUUAUCUUCACUCUCAUGAACCACCCAUUAUACACAGGGAUCUGAAAUGCGAUAAUAUAUUCAUUAAUGGGAACCGAGGAGAAGUGAAAAUAGGCGAUCUUGGAUUAGCAACCAUUAUGCAGAAGUCAAAUGCCCGAAGUGUCAUCGGUAUGUAUCAUAUUCUUCGUAACCAAUUUCAUUUUUUUGUUAACCAGAUAUCAGAUUUAUGAAUUGGAAACGUGAAGUAUAAUGUUUUUCCUUUCUCAACAAAAUUCCCCUACACAAUUGCUCAACCCAGCUCUCUAUUAUCUGUUCAGAGGCCACAGUAGCCUCUAAAAAUGCAUGUGCUGGCUGGAUUAGUAUGGUAUAAUUAAUUUAUGGGGAUACCAUGGUCAGGCGACGUAGCUUGCUAACUCCAAAAAAAAUUAAUUUGUAGGCACCCCCGAGUUCAUGGCACCGGAGUUAUAUGAUGAGGAAUACAAUGAACUAGUGGACAUAUAUUCCUUUGGUAUGUGCAUGUUAGAGCUUGUGACUUUUGAGUACCCUUACAGCGAAUGCAGAAAUUCUGCUCAGAUUUAUAAGAAAGUUUCAUCGGUAAGUGGCACACUAAUAGCUAUGUAUGUUCAACCUCAGUAAACUUGUGGAAGGUUUAUGGUAAUUUCUCGCAUCACAAUUGCUCUCCAGGGGAUCAAACCUGCGGCCCUGUCUAAAGUGAUAGACCCGGAAGUCAAGGCCUUCAUCGAAAAAUGUAUUGGUCCUGCUGCCCAACGAUUUCCAGCAAAGGACCUGUUGAAGGAUUCCUUCCUCCAGAUGGACGUUUUGUAUCUGCCUAUAUCAGAUGCCAUUGUUGGGAAGACGGACGCAGCUGGGAAUCAGUGUGUACUUCAGGAGGCCAACUGUGUUAGUACAUUCAAUACAUCUUCCACAGGAGAUUCUCAUAAAGACGGAGAACCUGAAGUCAUCACCCUCUUGGAUAAUGCUCGUGAUGGCUCCCCAUUCCGAGCAGUGGUGCAGAAGUCCGUCAGCAAAAGAGUGUUCGUUUUGAUGGGGGAGAGGAGAGAGGGCAAGUCUUUGUCAUUGUCACUUCGGAUUGAGUCUGAUGGACGUAAUUAUCUGCUCUUUCUCUUUCCUUUGUUCAUUCCACUUGACAGACCAUGGUUACGAGUUUUCCUCAUUUUUCUUUUGUUCAUGUCUGAUGUGUAGGUCUUGAGAGGCAAAUGAAUAUUCUGGUCUACCUCGAUAAUGAUGCUGCUCCAAUCACAUAUGAUAUUGUGGAACAGUUCCGAUUAAUUGAUCAAGAUGAGAAAUGUCUGUCUCGAUUGGUUGAUAAGUUGCUGAUUUAUCUGAUCCCUGGGUGGAAGCCGAGCACAUCUCUUGAUCUGCCGGUGAAGUCAAAUGAAAUGCAGAGUUGCUACAGCGAACCAACAUUCAGCUCAAUUACAUCUUUUCAUAGUCUCUUUGAGCCAGAUGAAGUUCCAAGCUAUUUUCCUCUUGAGUUUGGUUCCAUUGAGGAUUCUAAUCGUCAACAGUGUGAGAACAAAGUUUCCAUCAAAGCAGAUGGCGUUGUCCGCCUUGGUUUUGAGUCUUUGAGUAUAACUCCAACGGAUGAUGAGGUCUCUACAAUAUCAAUGGAAGGAAAUGAUGAGAAAUGCUCAACAAUGUGCAGUUCAUCACUGAAUGGGGAAGUGGAUGGUAGUGGAAAUGAGAUGGAGUCCAUGACGUCUGGAGUUGAAUCCUUUGUUCAUCCGUGCGAGAAGAAUGGAGAUGUGAUGAGUAUGUCCACAGAUGCGUUUACCUUUCCCAGAUUCCCGAGCGAUGAAUUUUUUUUUCACAUAGCUGAUGAGCAGGAUGAUGACGAUGAUGACAAAGACUUGAGGAUGGAACUCGAGUUGAUAGAGUUGCAGUACAGGGAGGCAAUAAAUGACAUAAAUCAGAAAAAGCAACAAGCAAUCGAGAUGGCAAAGAGUAGGGUGGCAGAAAGAAAGCGAAUCUUAAAUUAG